CCACAGCCCUCUCAGAAGGAGCACUGUCACGGUCAAAGUGGAGAGGGUAGACCCAUGUCCAUACGUCACUAUGUUGCCUCCAGAAACCGGGUUAAUCUCCCAAACUAACCAGUAAACGCAUUCUUUGUUGCAUUCGGUUGACACCAUCGCCACCACCAGUCGGUCAACAGCCAGAACACCCCUUUCAAGGCUUUCACCAACCUGCUGUCUCAUGGGCCAACCUGAGUACGCCCUCAGCGUCCAGAUAGUGGCAGUUGUGAACUUUGAAAUACUCCACAUCAUCGCGACAUUACUAUGACUUACCAAAUGAAGACUCAUCGAUAAUAUACUGAAUGCUGUAGUGUUAAAACUGUGGUGAAAAUAUGGCAUUCGAUUUAUCGCAAGAAGAGCAGCAAAUUGUGCAACUGCGACUACUGGAGUGCGAAGCGUUAACAAAUUCAACAAACAAUAGUAUUUCCGAGCCGUAUUGUCCUACUAGAUUUGAUGGAUGGUCAUGUUGGCCAAAUACUCCUGGAGGAUCAAUAGCUAAUCAGUCCUGUCCAAAUAUUCUAACCUUUGAUGCUAACAGAAAAGUAUUUUACCCAUGUGAUGAAGAUGGCAAAUGGUUAUUUUAUCCAGCGUUUAAUAAAACGUGGGUAAAUUACACAACAUGUGUUAACAUCGAAGAUUUUCAGUUUCGCCAACAGAUCAAUCUAAUUUACUGCGUAGGCUACGGGGUGUCUCUGGUGGCUCUGCUCGUGUCUCUCGCGCUUCUUACAUACUUCAAAUCAUUAAGAUGUGCUCGAAUUACAGUACACAUGAAUCUAUUCUCAUCAUUCGCCAUCAAUAAUUUUUUGUGGCUGCUCUGGUACAGCAUGGUAGUAAACGACCAGGAAGUGCUCGGAGAAAACAAGUUCUGGUGUCGAGUACUGCACGUGGUCCUCUUCACUUUCCUAAUCUCGAAUUAUUCGUGGAUGUUGUGCGAAGGCAUCUAUCUUCAUACCGUGUUGGUGUCAGCUUUUAUAUCCGAAAGGCGCCUGUUGCGAUGGAUGUUAAUAAUAGGUUGGGGCAUCCCACUUCUGACAACCUCUAUUUACGCACCCGUACGAAGUAUACACGGAAAGACAUUGGAAGAGGUCGGGAGAUGCUGGAUUCAAGACGGUCGUUUCAACAUAAUCCUCAUGGUGCCAGUGGUCAUUACCGUGUUCCUCAACGUGAUAUUCCUGGUCAACAUUGUCAGAGUUCUCUUAAUCAAAUUGAGAAGGGGUCCUGCUAAUGGCGGAACAGGAUCUGGUGCUUCCCGAACUUCGCUACAAGCUCUCAGGGCCACAAUGCUUCUGGUGCCUCUACUGGGCUUGAACUUCCUUUUAACCCCUUUCAGACCAGAGCCCAAUCACCCUUGGGAAUACGGUUAUGAAGUUAUGUCGGCUAUGACGGCCUCUCUACAGGGUUUAUGUGUGGCUGUUCUUUUCUGCUUCUGCAACGGAGAGGUUAUAGCUCAAGUGAAAAGAAAAUGGAGGAUGGUAAUGUUUCGCCCACGGGCUAAUUCUUGCACAGUCACCACCGUGUCGGUACGUAAGUUUGUCCGUUCUUCCUAUCCCGCAAACGGCGAAGAAAAGGUAUGACUGGGUGCAAUCGGCCGCCGUGCUUCCCACUGGAUGGCCGCAAGAAGAGCUUCAACCGUAAUCGUUCGUAACAUUGGAGAAGCAACUGCUCAGUGUGUCUGAAAUAUGGAGAGUCCAAGUGUGUUAUGUUAUCUUCCUUUAGUAUAAAUUAGCAACAUGUGACGUUUUUAACCAAAUAUCUUGAUUUUGUACUAUUUAAUAUACGGUACCUAAAUGUAAAAUAAAAGUGGUUGUAGCAAAAAUAAAUGUUUGCAAAAUUAA
Molecule: messenger RNA, 1865 nt
Organism: Zophobas morio
Lineage: Eukaryota; Metazoa; Arthropoda; Insecta; Coleoptera; Tenebrionidae
Gene: Dh31-R
Product: calcitonin gene-related peptide type 1 receptor
Exons: 12
Coding region: 363-1604 (413 amino acids)
Biological process (GO): cell surface receptor signaling pathway; adenylate cyclase-modulating G protein-coupled receptor signaling pathway
Cellular component (GO): plasma membrane
Molecular function (GO): G protein-coupled peptide receptor activity
Source: RefSeq, a predicted model, not a curated record